UAGUUGAUAAAAUUGAUUGUCAGAAAUCUCAUCUCAAUUUAUAUACUCGUUCUUAGUCCUUGUAUUUGCAACGCAUAAACUUCGAACACAUCAUUGUUUGGUACGACUGAUGGAUGUGAUUCACGAGAUUUUAAAUGUUGUUUUUCCAGUUUUCUCGAUCAUUUUUUUCGUGUUCUUGGUGCCUACACGUUGGUUCUUUAAUCUCAUUAGGCUCUGCUUCAAAUUUGUGUAUCCUGAAGAGCUUGCGAGAAAAGUAAUACUCAUUACUGGAGCUUCCACUGGUAUCGGUGAGCAUUUGGCGAUUGAGUAUGCGAAAGAAGGGGCAUGUUUGAUAUUAGUUGCAAGAAGAGAGAAACAACUCCGAAUGGUGGCCAAAAAUGCUAAGGCAGUGGGAUCGCCCGAUGUGAUUGUGAUUCCAGCAGAUGUUUCGAAACUUGAGGACUGUAACAAAAUUGUUGAUGAAACUAUCAAACAUUUCGAUAAAAUUGAUUACCUCAUUAACAAUGCUGCUAUCGGAAAGUUCGGUCUCUUUGAGGACUUAAAGUGUCUCACUGACCACACUUCUGUCAUGGAUGUUAACUUUUGGGGAUCAGUAUAUACCACGCAUUUUGCACUUCCGCAUCUACGGAAAAAUAAAGGAAAAAUAAUUGCGAUUUGUUCUUGUGGGGGAUGGUUUGCUACACCACGAGUAGGCGUCUAUAACGCUAGUAAGGCGGCGUUGCUAAGUUUCUUUGAAACGUUGAGGAUCGAAGUUGGUUCAUAUGUUGAUAUAUUGGUAGUUACUCCAGGAAUGGUCGAGACCAACUUAACUGAUAAAGAUUGGUUAGAAGAGGGAAAUGCAUCAUGGAUACCGAAGAUAUCAGCUCAAAGGUGUGCCAAGGCGAUUGUAAAUAGCACCAAACGUGGAGAUAAAUAUUUUACAGAGCCUUCAUGGAUGAAGAUGGUAUUAUUGUGGAAGACAUUUUGUCCAGAGAUUCUUGACUCGAUUAUGAACUUUGUGUUCAUAAUUUGGCCACAGAUUUCCCAAAAAGAAAAGAAAAAUUAAACAUCCCGUUGAUAUCAAGUACAAGUAACUUUGUGAAUGGAAAAAUAUUUGUAUUUCAUACAUGUGUUUCUUUUAAAUGCUUGAGCCGAAAAUGGAUGUACGAAUCUAGUUAUACGGUAUACAUAUAUUAUGAAAGAUGGGUAUGUCUAGUACGAAUCAUGUAAUCAUGAAAUGGAAUGAAAGAAAUAAAAAAUUGAAUUAUAUGUGAAAAA
Messenger RNA from Lactuca sativa (garden lettuce), 1257 nucleotides. RefSeq names its product 11-beta-hydroxysteroid dehydrogenase-like 2. The record is from RefSeq and is a predicted model, not a curated record. Gene Ontology annotation, molecular function: oxidoreductase activity. Gene Ontology annotation, cellular component: cytosol. Lineage: Eukaryota; Viridiplantae; Streptophyta; Magnoliopsida; Asterales; Asteraceae.